This is a messenger RNA of Melanaphis sacchari, 1292 nucleotides long. RefSeq names its product vacuolar protein sorting-associated protein 37A (gene Vsp37A). The record is from RefSeq and is a predicted model, not a curated record. Gene Ontology annotation, biological process: protein targeting to membrane; ubiquitin-dependent protein catabolic process via the multivesicular body sorting pathway; protein targeting to vacuole. The transcript is spliced from 8 exons. Bases 194 to 1132 code for a protein of 312 amino acids. Gene Ontology annotation, cellular component: ESCRT I complex. NCBI's taxonomy places the organism in Eukaryota, Metazoa, Arthropoda, Insecta, Hemiptera, Aphididae.
CAAGAUUAUAGAUAAUAUCUUGAUUCUUGUUUAGGUUUCAGUUUUUAAUUAAUAGAACACUGAUCAACUGCGGAUUUCAGACAAAUUUAGUCUUUGGAAUUUGAAUUAAUUUAAUGUUGAUUGCCUUAUUUCGAUUUGUCGACUUUUGCUUCAAUUAGAAAUUUUGCAAAUUUCAGUGACUAAAUAAUUAAAAAUGCUUUCUACAAACUUGUAUAAUAACAUUGACCUAUCGAGAAAACGUGAACAACAAAUCGAUACGUUAAAAGUAUUUAAUGAAAAUGUUACAGAAAUUAGUUUCAAUAAAGAAUAUUCAGUUGAAUUUCCUACUAAAGUUGGGAAUUUGAGCCUGGUUAUUGAUUUAGGUCCAAAAUUUCCUAUCGAGAAACCCACUAUGAAAAUAUGCCCUAGAAUUAUCCAUAAAUGGGUGGAUGCUACUGGCCAAAUAGUGCUAGCUCCUGGAUUGAUGAAUUAUACUAUUCACUCUGAUUUGGGAAGAGUAGUGCAAGUCAUAAGAAGAGAGUUUGAAUUAGACCAAUCACUUAUUCUUGCAAGUGGUGGUUCUAACAGUUUUUCAGGAAAGACCGCCAAAGGUUGUAUAAAAAAUACAAACACCUCUCUCACUAAUGACGUAGAAUUUUUUAGUCUUGCCAAACUAACGUCAACUGAAUUACUACAUUUGAAUAAUAAUGUUGACUGCUUAGAUGAAUUCAUUUCAGAAUUACCAUCAAUAGAAGCAUCUAAUAAAAAUAUUGAAAAUACCAUCACUAAAAUAAUGGACUUAGCAAACUCAAACAUGUCUAAGGAAGAACCAAUAUGUAAUUUAAGAUCAGAAAUAUCAAAACAAUUAGAAACAAUAGAAACUUAUCAAAAAUCAUAUGCUGGACUUUCAGCAAAGUAUGUUAAGUUAUCAGAGAAAUAUUCUCCACAAUCAAUCUCGGAUAAUUUAAAAAAAGCUGCUAUCAAAUGUGAUGAGGAAAGUGAACGAAUAGCAGAACAGUUUUUAAAUGGUGAUAUAGAUUGUGAUAAAUUCCUUCAAGUGUAUGUGAAAUCAAGAACUAUGUCAUAUACAAGGAAGGCGAAAGAAGAUAGACUGAAUUAUCAGUUAAAACAACUAAAAGAGGCUGGAUUUUAAAUAUUGUUAUUUUUGUUUGCAUUUAGUGCAAUAUCAAAUUUGGUUAAUCCAAUUUUGUAUAUACUUUAUCUUGAUGAUACCAUUCUAUGUUAUGUUGAAGCCUUAAAAGGCUCAAUAUUUAUAAGAUCAUUAUGUGAUUUGAAUUGUUUUUUUAAAAGCU